AUGAAGAUAGAAAUUCGAUUAUUAGCCUCAGAAACCUACGAAUUUUGCAUUGUUGUUAUGGCACUAAAUCCUGGACGUUUACCGUUCCCGAAGUUAUUGUUACAAAGUUCAGUGAUUGAGUCAUCGUUGUUGGAGGAAGUUGUUUGGAUGUCGUUACCUUCAUCUAUAUUUGUUCUGAUCGUUGACAGCAUUUCAAAUGGAAGAUAA
This is a messenger RNA of Enterobius vermicularis (human pinworm), 207 nucleotides long. Lineage: Eukaryota; Metazoa; Nematoda; Chromadorea; Rhabditida; Oxyuridae. The record is from the annotation of a GenBank genome assembly.